UUAAGGCACAAUGGGCCCUGGCCAUUCUGGGGACCCCCAUUGGCUGGACAGAUGAAUGAGUGAGUUCUCUCUCCUCAGAGCCAUCGGCAGGGCACCGAGGCUCAACCUUAUGGAUUCCCAACAGGAGGACCUGAGCCUCCCUGGUGUGUGGGUCUCACUGUACUUUGGAUUCCUGGGGCUGUGUUCUGUGGCAAUCGGCAGCUGCAUUCUCUUUCUGCAUUGGAGGAAGAACCUGCGGCGGGAACAGCGUGCCCAGCAGUGGGUGGAGGUGAUGCAAGCAGCUACAUUCACCUACAGCCCUCUGUUGUACUGGAUCAACAAACGCCGGCACUACGGCAUGAACGCAGCCAUCAACACGGGGCCUCCACCUGCUGUCGGCAACCCUGAGACUGCCGUCCAGAAUCCAGAUCCUCUGUGGGAGGCCAAUGUUCCUGAAGGCAGGGGCUAUGCUGUCCAAGCCAGUGCCCCCAGGGUGGAGGCCCCUGCUCCCCUGCAGCCGGCACUCGUGGUCCCACAGCAGCCCCUACCUUCCCCAAUGCCACGGCCCCAGGCCAGCUCCCCUCUCCCGAUUCCCACCUUUCAGGAGGUUCCCUUUGCCUUAUCCCUCUGCAACCUUCCUCCUGUGGUGAACCACUCUGUCUCCUACCCUUUGGCCAGCUGUCGUAAGAUAAAUGGCCGCUUCCAUUCUCUCCCCACACUGGCCCAUGGAGACCACUGCUUCAGUGCCAAGCCUUUUGCUUCAGAAUUGUAGCCUCUUACUGAGGGUGAGAGCCACAGGGAUUGGGUAGAAUAGGAAAUGGAGACAUUGGAUACAAGCGGUCAGCUCCAUCUCGAUGUCACAUUGUGAAAGACCAAAAUAAAUGUUCCAGGCUCCCAAAUGUCUCGUUUGCCAUUUGGAA
Oryctolagus cuniculus (rabbit) is the source of this 899-nucleotide messenger RNA. The record is from RefSeq and is a predicted model, not a curated record. NCBI's taxonomy places the organism in Eukaryota, Metazoa, Chordata, Mammalia, Lagomorpha, Leporidae.